Molecule: messenger RNA, 2252 nt
Organism: Hylaeus volcanicus
Lineage: Eukaryota; Metazoa; Arthropoda; Insecta; Hymenoptera; Colletidae
Gene: Mrgn1
Product: probable E3 ubiquitin-protein ligase MGRN1
Exons: 9
Coding region: 229-1890 (553 amino acids)
Biological process (GO): protein ubiquitination
Cellular component (GO): cytoplasm
Molecular function (GO): ubiquitin protein ligase activity
Source: RefSeq, a predicted model, not a curated record
CAUGUGCAAUGUAUUUCAUACCGUUCACAUGUAAAGUUUUGUAAAUGUCAAUUGGACAAUUUGUCAAAAUUACUGACAUCGUGGAAUUUUUGUUUACUAAUGAUUAUGAUUUACGUUUUCUACAUGUAAUUUGACAGUUUAUUAAGCGAAAAAUAUAUGAUUAGUUUAUACGCAUAAGCAGAUUGUCUUAUAGCGACGAUUCAUAAUUAUUUUUAAUAUAAUUAAGCGAUGGGAUCGCUAACAAGUCGACAAAACGCUGGCGUUGAAGAAGUUGAUAUUGUUUCGAAUCAUGCAUACAAAUAUCCACCUCGUUCUGGAAGCUACUUUGGUAGCCACUUCAUAAUGGGUGGCGAAAGAUUCGAUACCCCUCAACCAGAAGCAUACCUUUUCGGGGAAAAUGCUGACUUGAACUUUUUAGGAAGCAGACCAACACCUUUUCCAUAUCCGCCACCACAAGCUAAUGAUCCAACUAAGACACUUAAAAGUUUAGUAAAUAUAAGAAGAGAAUCGUUGAGGCUAAUUCGUAAUGUUGAUCAAACUUCCACUUCACCUCAGUGCCAUAGUGUGAAACAUUAUGGAGAUGGUGAUAUCGAUAAAAAGCCAAGUCGGUAUAAUAUUGAAUUCACAUUUGACUGUGAUGUGAGAUGUGCAAUUACAAUAUAUUAUUUUUGCACUGAGGAGGUCACCACAAAGGGAGUUACUUAUGUACCAAGAGACCCUUCAAUGAAUUCUGAAAUAUACUAUUACAAAAAAGGUGCAAAUCAAUUAUUUUCUCAAACGUCACACAUAUUUGAUCCCACAGUGUGUAACGAAGAAGAUUUAACGUAUAAUGCUGAUAGGGAAAUAAUACCAAUAGCGAUACACUGUGUGGCAGAAGAAGGCUCUGAUGAACCAAAACAGUCUCAUACAACAAUUGCAGUUGUUGAAAAACAUUCGGAUGGAACAUACGUGCUGAAGGCACUUAAGCAAAAGCUUUAUGUCGAUGGUCUUUGUUAUUUACUUCAAGAAAUAUAUGGUAUUGAAAAUAAAAAUGCUGAAAAUGCGAAGCAACAAGGUAGCGAUGAAGAUACGGACGAUAACGGAUCGGAAUGUGUCAUUUGUAUGUGUGACGUACGAGACACUUUAAUACUACCAUGCAGACAUUUAUGUUUGUGUAAUGGUUGCGCAGAUUCUCUUAGGUACCAAGCUAAUAAUUGUCCAAUAUGUCGCGCUCCUUUCAGAGCUCUUCUUCAAAUUAAAGCACUUCAAAAAGCAACUGGAGCUAUAUCAAAUCCGCCAUUACCAGAGGGAAGCUGCGAAAACAUUCCAUCUGGGUAUGAAGCUGUAUCGUUGAUAGAAGCUUUGAACGGUCCGUAUAUCCCAAGAGCUGCUGGUCUUGCUCCAGAAUCUCCAGACACACCCGAUACAGAUACAGCUAGUGCAAUUCAAGCAGCUGAAGCAUUGAAUAGGUCAGUAGAACGUACUCCCGUAUCGAAACAUGCAUCUUCAAAGGAAGCAGAUAUAUCUGCAAGGACGAGUAGUACUGCAUGUCCUACCCCAGAGUUUCGUAUGUCAGUUUUAUUAGCUAGAGACGAACAUUCAGGAUCACAGAAGGAUCUUCAUAGUCGAUCUCCUGCAAUGAGAACGAAAACUUCUGGACAUAUACGCGAGAAAUCUCUAAGAUCGCGAGAUACUCUCAGACUUGUAAAUGAAAAACAACCUGUUUCCCAUUAUGAGGGCCAAGGACAGGAUGAAGAUGAAGCAGAAAAACUAUCUCCUCUAUUAGAUGCGGCAACUAGUACAGAAGCCCUCGAUUCUCACAGUCAUGGAAUGUGUGACAUAGAUAUUGACGAUGAGAUUCAAAAUACAGAAAACGAGAAUGACGCCGAUAUGCCAUGUCACUCUCAUUAAAGAAAUAUGCAACGUGUAAAAACAUUUGAUCAUAAUAUCAGUUUUAAAAUGUACAUGUUAUCCAAUUACCUUUUGUAAUAUAAAAUUACUUACAUUCCUUUAAAAUUAUUUUAAAUUGUAAAUAAUAUAUUAUUACUUAUAAAUUAUAACAAAAUAUCUUUUUGUUAAAGUUACUGACUCGAAUCCAUGGAGGAAUACAUGCAUAUUCAUUAGUUAAGAUUCAAAUUUAAUGUCUUAAUUGACACAAGCAACUAAUAAAUGUUAACAUCUGUUUCAUUAUUCACACAAGUUUUUUUACCCAUAUAUUUGAUCCAUUCUCUAUUGUUACAGUCGCUCUUUUAAAACGUAUGUCAAUUAAGUUG